AUGGAAAGUUAUGUGUUGAUGGCCAUUCUGUUGGCUGUUGUGUACCUUGUUCAGUACAGAAGCUCUCCCAAGAUUCCAUCAAGUAUACCACGACUACAAGAUCCAUCGUUCGUACCGUUCAAACUCUACUGGCGCUAUCUGACAGACUGUCGACGCUUGUUCCUCGAAGCAUACGAGACGCUUACCAAGGAUGGCAAAACCUGUGUUCUGCCCAGUAUGGGUUUCAAAGAUGAGAUCCAUCUAGCCCAUCAUCACACGCAGUGGGCAGCUUCACAGCCAGAUGGCGUUCUCAGCCCCUUCGAGGGUUUUCGUGAGAUCGACAAAGGAGAUUGGAACUCUGGCCAUGCUAGUUACAUCCAAGAUCCAUGGCAGAGCAUUGUUAUCAAGAAGGAGAUGGGUCGCUUUCUGGAGAUACUCGCUUCUGAUGUGGACGAUGAGCUCAAGUAUGCUUUGCCUGAGUACCUGAAACCUGACAAAAACGGCGAGGUCGAUGUCUAUGAGGCCAUGAAAUGGAUCGUGGCUCAAGUCUCUAGCCGUUUCACUGUUGGCCUUCCUCUCUGCCGUGAUAAGUCUUACCUAAAAGACUCGCUCGCUUUUGCAGAUUUGUUCAUUCUGAAUUCCGGUCUUUUAAUUUACACACCUUCACUCUUGAAGCCACUGGUCGGAUUCCUCGUCACUCUUCCUACGAGGUACAGACGAUGGAGAAUCCAAAAUCACAUCCAGCCCAUGUACAAGGAACGCAGCGAGCGUCUACUGAACCCCGAGCUUUAUGAAAAGGGUGAUGAGCCAACAGACAAUCUUCAGAUGAUGAUGAGAUACGCCAUCAGCAAAUAUGGCAACCAAGUCACUCCCUCUCAAAUCUCUGAUAGGCUCUGCCUAGCGAACCUUGCAUCCUUUCACCAGACUGCUGUGGCAAUCAGCAACGUUUUGAUUAACAUUGCUGCAUCAAAUGAAGAGUUCAACACCAUCGAAGUCAUUCGAAAGGAAAUGGCCGAUGUUCUUGGUCAAAAGGGCGUGUUCGACAAGGCCUCUUUGUCGAAAAUGAUUCAGACAGACAGUGUUCUACGAGAGUCUAUGAGAACACACGGAUUUGGAAAUAGAGCCAUGAUUCGCAAGGUUGUUUCACCAGAUGGCGUGAAAACACCAGACGGUCAAACUCUCCCCAGUGGUUCAACAAUGUCCAUUCUCUCGUAUCCCGUCCACAAUGACCCAGCAAUCUACGAACACCCUGAGAAAUUCAACCCCUUCAGGUUCUCACAGAUGAGAGCCGAUGGAAGCAAUGCGCCUCUGUCAUUUGUGUCUACCUCUUCUACAUAUUUACCUUUUGGUCAUGGAAAACAUGCUUGUCCGGGACGGUUUCUGGUGGACUUUGAGAUGAAGAUGAUUCUGUACCACGUCCUGAAGGAAUUUGAUAUUGAGCUUCUUCCAGAGCAUAAUGGCGUACGACCGGAGAGUCAAUGGGUUACAGAGGCUGUUAUGCCGCCUGUAGGUGUUAAGCUGCGAUUCAAGAAGCGACAUUUUGCAUGA
Molecule: messenger RNA, 1527 nt
Organism: Fusarium coffeatum
Lineage: Eukaryota; Fungi; Ascomycota; Sordariomycetes; Hypocreales; Nectriaceae
Exons: 3
Coding region: 1-1527 (508 amino acids)
Molecular function (GO): monooxygenase activity; iron ion binding; heme binding
Source: RefSeq, a predicted model, not a curated record